Molecule: messenger RNA, 717 nt
Organism: Trypanosoma conorhini
Lineage: Eukaryota; Euglenozoa; Kinetoplastea; Trypanosomatida; Trypanosomatidae
Product: 39S ribosomal protein L28
Exons: 1
Coding region: 1-717 (238 amino acids)
Cellular component (GO): mitochondrial large ribosomal subunit
Molecular function (GO): structural constituent of ribosome
Source: RefSeq, a predicted model, not a curated record
AUGCUGCGGAGUAGCGGCAGAUGCCUGUUUUCAACGUUUGCCCUGAACCCCGAGACCUCCGCCGCUCCACACGGUCCCCCACGCGGCCUUAUCAAUCGAUAUGUUUCAAUGGGCCUCCCGCCGUGGGCGGCGUGGUGCAACAAAAUCAACCGUUAUUCGAUUUACCGCAUGAGUGGCGUGGCCCCACGCACCCUUUUGCCGAAGGCCCCGCAUGAAAUGGAUGUUAUUUGGCUUAAUGAGCGCGUCAGGGAGCGCGUGCGGACCUCACGGGCGGUCCAGAACGUCUAUCGGCAACUGAAGUAUCCUUACGUCAAGACGGGCAUUCACUACAGCGACGUGCUGGACCACUGGGUGCAGGUGCCCAUGGUGGAGGCGGCGAUGUUUGAGGUUGAGAAGGAAGGCGGGUUCGACAACUUUAUCCUGAAGCGGCCGGGGCCUGAGUUGCGCUCAACGUACGGGGAACGCAUCCGUCGACAUAUUUUAGUGCGGCAAAAGGAAAUUCAGAAGAAUUUUGUUUUAGCUCAGCAGGCGAAGCAGCUGGCGGAGGUCAUUUAUGAAGAGGUCCUCCCCUUGCAGGAUGAAGCCGCUGCGGAGCUCGUGUUGGCGAAGUACGGAAUUGAGAAGCAACAGUUUUUGGAGCAGAUGGCGCGUCUCGUCGUCGCGCGGGAAGGAAAGGCGAAUGCCGUAGAAGUGACAACGGAGGCUUCACCGUCGUGA